Porites evermanni is the source of this 2277-nucleotide messenger RNA. Lineage: Eukaryota; Metazoa; Cnidaria; Anthozoa; Scleractinia; Poritidae. The record is from the annotation of a GenBank genome assembly.
AUGGCUGUAGAUUCAAAACAUUCUGCUCUUCAAGUUGCUUCGCUUUGUUGUGAAAAUCAAACCACUUAUCCACAGAAGCAAGGUAAUAUUUGACAGGACUUUCCCCUGGAGCUCAAAAUCUCAGCUAACUUUCUGAUUUUCGGUUUUUAUAGGUACCUAUUCUUGGCAAGCAGAGCUUCGUGAUAUUCGAGAUUGCAUGAAAAUAAACGACAUUCUCGAACGAAGAAGCACUGAAAUUCGUAAACUUUACGAGGAGUGCCAAGAUUCAUGUAAGUUUAAUUUUCAAAUUCUUCUUUUUUACAACAAGUGUGUUGCGUAUUCAGCUGUAAGAUUUCCGUACAGCCGCAUACAUUUAAGCUCUAAUUAUUACGCAUGCAUGUUUUGACAGAUGACUGUUUUGAGUUUUCACACAUUUCACAUUUCAUACAUUCAUAUGUACGGUAUUUUAUGUUGCUUUUCUUCUUCUCUUCGCCGCGAGGAUUUCUUUUAUUUUUCUCACCACGAGGAGCACGAGACACGUGACGUUGCCAUCCUUUUCUGAUGGUUGUGAAGAAUAAACAUCGUUGAUUUGAGAAUUCAACAAAUCAGCUAUACAAAUCUGAUUGAUCCCAAAAAUACAUUCCCUAUAUUUAGUAUAAACUAGUGUUGUGUUUGAUUUAAAGUGUGUAGUAUUUGUUGUUUGUAGCAUUUGUGAAAAAAAAUUGUGAAUUUCUAUACAGGGGCAAGUUUAAUAAACUGUAAUUUACAAGUGUGCGCCCAUUGUUUGAGUGUCUAAAAACAACACUUGUAAAUUAUAAUUGUAAUAGUUUUAUUAAAUUGACCCCGAGUUUAAAAAUCAAUGAAAUAGAAACGUAUUGAUCGCUGGCUUCUUUUUACAGUGGAUGAAUGUCGUCGUCUUGAGGCGGAGUGGUUCGCUUUAGUUACAGAAAAAGACAAAAACUUUCGGCAACAAAUUGAAGAGGUAAGUAAUAGAUUAAGCUUGGCAUACAGGCUGGUUAAUAUCAAACUUAAGGCUUUAAGUCACACAAAAACCAAGAAAUGAGGUCUCGGGGGAGUUGUGUUGUUUUUUAGAUUUGUCUUUUGCUUUAUGUAAUUUGUGGUGGUAUAUACAGAACAGGAAGAAAGAUGGUGGGAGACCAAUGUUUAAAUAUAAGACUACUAAAAUGAUACAGGGUGCAUUGAUUCCAUUUUGAUGAUCAGGAUCAGGAUUAGUGAUCCCAUCAUCCUGAAGAGACCCAGGAGUGAUAGUUGAGUCCUUGGUCUCCAAGGAUGAGAUCACUCGAAAGAAAGCACAACAAAGGAGACAACAAAGGGUUGCCCAAAGAGGAUUUAUUGUUCCCUUUGAUACAUUAUGAUCUGAGUGAUCUGCAUCCCUGAUCCUGAUCUGGAAUGCACCAAAGGAAAUGCAACCAAUGUCAAACCUCCAGAAUUCAAACACUGGUGAGGAAAAACCUGGUGUCAAUGUUAUGGGAGUCCUCAUAUUAUAGCUAUAGGGAUUUCAAGAUGUUUGGUGUCUUUGGCACCAAGGGAACUGUUUGUUAUUAAAAAUAUUAUCAUAGAGGUCUGCAUGGGGAGAGCUUCAUCUGUAAAAAUAGUCAAGCCAAGGGCCAAAUAACUAAAAGCAUUGUUUUUCUAAUUCUACAGGAAAAUGAAGAAGCCAAGAGGAAUCAGAUGAAACAACUGUACGAUGUCCUUCAAUCACUGGCAUGAAAGUCAAAACUAUUUGGUUUACUUCGUCAAAACUUCGCUUUGGACCGUUUCUACAUGGUGGUCUAACCCUUUAUGACGGCUUCUUUACUGUAUCUGUAGUGUUUUUUCAGGUGUCUGUGGAUGAAAUCAAAUGAAGUUCAUGAUGAAAAUACCAGUGCCACACCCCUACCUCCCCAGGUACUCAUUCCACCUCCCCCGCCACCACCCCCUGUGGGAAAUUUGGCAGCUUUUUUGGUAUCAAACAGAGCUCUGAAGGAAAGAGGUUCUCAAAGUCACCAGAAAAAGAAUUUCGAACCAGUCAAACCAGAUCCAGCUACACCAGGCAAUCAUCUUAAUGAAGAGCUCCUCAAAAGAAUAAGAAAUGGGUGUCGUUCUGAACUAAAGAGCACGCCAGUCAAACGUUCGCCUGGUGGCACGCCACUAAAAAGACAAAGACGGAUGUCUGAGAGUGAUACUUCUGAUUUGAUAACUGUGGCACUAAAGAGGAAAUUCCAACAUACAAUUUUCCAUAGCCCUAAAGAAAGUGAUUCACCACGAUCUGUUGUGUCUCCUGGAGAUAUAUAUUAA